Molecule: messenger RNA, 1185 nt
Organism: Sphenostylis stenocarpa
Lineage: Eukaryota; Viridiplantae; Streptophyta; Magnoliopsida; Fabales; Fabaceae
Source: the annotation of a GenBank genome assembly
AUGUAUGUAACUAGGCCUUUGUCUAUGUACAGAAGAUGUCCAAGUACUCUAUCAAUACCACCACCAGAUGGUCCAUAUUCAGGUUAUCUUGUGAUCACAGAUGAGGAAGCAGAAGCAGAAGACAUGAGUUGUUGGCGUCUAUACAGGCGUAAGAAGGUUAAGAAGCUACCUUUCCCUCAGGACAAAAUCUUCUCUAUCACUCAUGCAUCAGAGUAUCAACAAACUUCAAACACCAAGGUCUGGUUUCUCCCUGUGCCUGAUCACCCUCUAUCCUCCAAUCGCUACUAUGUCAUCAGAGCCAAAGGCAGACACAAAGGGAAAGCAUACAAGUGCUCGAGAGAGGGGGACAUUGUCACAUGUUGCUUCACUGACAUGUUGAAUGACCAAAGGCCAAAGCCUUUCAAUCUGAAAGACUUGUACCAGAUUUUCAAGAUUCACAGUCACCAGAGUGGUGGUUUUUUUGCUAGGUCCAUUACUCCUGAUGGCAUUCCCCCCUCAUUCCUAAGGAAAAAAGGGUGGAGAAUGAGAAUCUCAGGCUCAUACAGGUCUUGCAGACUAAGUGAAGCUCUAGGAGUUGAUGCUCCUCUAAGGGAGAAGCUACCAGAUUUCAACUUCCCCAUCUCAAGAAAACGUUCACCUCCUUUGACUGUAGGAAAGUGGUACUGUCCAUUCAUAUUUGUGAGGGAUGGAACAAGAGUCAGACACCAAAUGAAGAAGUGCAUGUAUUAUAGCAUGACUCUUGAGCAAAGGUGGGAAGAGGUCUUCACUUGUCGCAGUGAAGAGAGUGAAGGGGAAGAUGGUGUUGUGGUUGUGGAUGUGUGUGUGGAGAGAGAGGUGGCUAUGGUUUCUGGCAUGGAAGCCACAAGGAUUAAUGGAAACACUGAUGCUGAUGGUUUCUUUUGGUUUAGAGCAUAUGAUCCUUACAGCAGGAGAAAAGCUAAUGUGGGUUUGAGCUCAGCGAUUGUUGAGCACAUGAGAUGGGUGCAGGAGGCUGGAGGAUGGGCCUAUGGUCAUGGAAGAGAGAAGGUGGUGAGAGUGAGGGAAGAGGCAAGAAACCAGAGUGAAUGGCUAAGGUUUGGAUGCUAUGUGUUGGUGGAAAGCUUUUGUUUGAGGACAAUGGAAGGGAAGUUGGUGUUGAGAUAUGACUUUAGGCACACACACAAGAUCAAAUGCAAGUGGGAGUAA